GGUAUAUUUCAGUAGGCAAAAUAAUAAAGGCUACUACAUUUAUUAAUUUGACCUAUACUAGAGAAGAGCAAAUCUUUUUUAGCAGGGUAAGUUGUAGUUUUGAGUAGUAAUUUUGAAUACACGCGUGGCAUUUUGUCAGUGUAAAUUCGUCCAGUGACACCUGUUGCUUGAGUUUCAGUUGAGGCUCGAGCGGUAUCGAGCGCCUCGUAGAAUCACAGAGGAAUAUACAGAGUAUCAAAAGAGGCUGUUUUUCAAAUAACUUUUUUUCGGAUGAUAAGGACAACAUGAAAGUCACUGUAACUUUUGGAGCAACUGCAGUGGUCGUUCCGUGUAAAGGAGAAUGGACAGUUCGGGAGUUGAUAGACCAAGCCAAUCAGAGGUAUCGAAAGAUUCUGGAACAGAAUGGGGAGGACUUCCUGGUUCGGACCCACCACGUGGAGUACUGUGACGGGGGCAUCUUGGACCUGGAUGACCUGCUUACUGACCUGGUGGAAGACAGAGACAAGCUGGUGGCGGUGUUCGAAGCACAGGAGCUCCAGAGAGGGGCGACAGUGAGCCCAGUGGGCAGCAGCGGGGGCUCCACGGGCCACUCCAGCCCCAGCCAUUACUCCAAGCCUGACCCAUACGAACGACAGACCUCCUACCUUCAGCCAAUCAGAGGAGGAGAGAUAGAGGUCAACGCCUCCACCCUCAAGGCCAACACCCCUCUGCUGGUGAGGAGCAGCAGUGACUCUGCCCUGGCCCCGCCAUUGGAAAUUGUGAAACCUCCCCCUGAUGACCUCAAUGCCAGACCAGCUGAAACGGAUGCCAGCCAUGCACUGACCCACAGAGGGGAACCAAAAGACCGACUGAGGCUUGACAUCCCCACCACAGCCAAGAUGAGCCGGGUCACACUCAGCCCCCUGACCAAGACAGUGGAACUCUCUGGAGAACAGGGACCGCUGGGGAUCCACGUCGUCCCCUACUGCUCCUCACUGAGUGGACGGACCCUGGGCCUGCACAUUAAAAGUAUCGAGGCGAACAGUCGCUCCAAGAGAGAGGGCAUAUUCCAGGAGGAUGAGUGCAUCGUUCAGAUUAACGGCACCGAGCUAAUGGACAAGACCUUUGCCCAGUCCCAGGAAGUGUUCCGUCAGGCCAUGUCUUCCCCUCUGGUGCGCCUGGAGGUCCUGCCGCUGGCCAACAAGCAGCGCUAUGAGAAACGACUCAUCGGGCAGCUCUUCACCGACGGUCACGACUCCGUCCCCAAAGCCAAGAGCCCCCUCAUGAUCCACCGAAAAAUGGACGCUAAACCAGAAGUGAAACCAGAAACCGUGAAACCAGAACAGAUCAAUCCCAAACUGGAGCCGAGACGUCCAGACCUCCAUGUCCUCCGCUCCAAGACCCCCGAUCUGCCAGCCUCUCUCACCCUGCAAGGGGAGCACCAGACUGGGCACAUCCCCGAGGAGAGGCCCCUCAGUGUGUCCCCAGCGGUCAGGGAUCGGGAUGGGGCCUCCCCCACGGUAGUGGGGGGCAACGAGAGCCCCCUGCCCCAGGAAAAGAGUCCCACUUGGCUCCCUAACCUGACCAACCAGAUGGGAGGCCGGAAGCUGAAGAUUGACCUGAAGAAAGGUACCGAGGGGCUGGGUUUCACCGUGGUGACCCGGGACUCGACGGUCCAUGGCCCGGGGCCCAUCCUGAUCAAGAACAUCCUCCCCCGCGGCGCCGCCAUCAAAGAUGGCCGCCUGCAGACUGGUGACCACAUCCUGGAGGUGAACGGUGUAGACAUGACAGAUCGAACUCAGGAGGAGUUGGUGGCCAUGCUGCGCAGCACCAAGCAGGGGGAGUGUGUCUCUGUGUUGGUGGCCAGACAAGAGGAGAUCUUCCUACCCAGAGUGCUGAAAGGGGAGGAGGCAAGCCCCCUGUUGCUGGAGGACGGGCGGGAGCAGCUGAUGUUCGAGGUGCCCCUGAACGACACGGGCUCGGCCGGCCUGGGCAUCAGCCUCAAGGGCAACAAGUCCCGGGAGAAGGGCGAGGAUCUGGGCAUCUUCAUCAAGUCCAUCAUUCACGGAGGAGCCGCCUACAAGGACGGCCGCCUGCGGGUCAACGACCAGCUGAUUGCAGUGAACGGCGAGGCGCUGCUGGGCCGCUCCAACCACGCCGCCAUGGAGACCCUACGCCACUCCAUGUCCUGGGAGGGCAAUGCCCGCGGCACCAUCCAAUUGGUGCUCCUCCGCCCCGCCGCCUCAUCUGGCUCCGCCCACAACACCACUGCCAAUGCCCAGGAGAGCCAGGAGGUGGCUAGCCCCCAGAGCCACCAGGUCCCAGACGGCCCUUCCGGACCCCCGGCUCCAGCUACAGCCCCGGAGUCCCACCGCCACAGCAACGGCCCCAGCCCACAGCUGCCCAGCCAGCCGCCCAUGGUCCCGAACAACAUCUACUAUAGCUUUAGAGCUCCUCCCACUAGUGGUGGCCAUGCCCAUUACAAAGAAGAGGAGGAGAUGGAGGAGGAUUUCCCCUCGCCACCUUCGACUGGCGCCGUGGAGGAGAUGAACGCCAAACUCCAAAACACAACACACCCUCACCGGAGUGAGUGGAACAAGGCCCCCUAUAUUCCUGAGGGUCCCCUUCACCCAGACACACAGACAGCACAGCAACCCAGACAGACGGACAACCCUCGGACAAGGAACUCUAAGAGCAUGGACCUGGUGGCUGAUGAGAGCAACAUGAGAUCCCUGGCAGAGCAGAGACCAGGGGCUCCCUCCCUGUCUCUCCCCUUCUCAGUGUCCUCAUCCAGGGAGAGUGACCUGGGUCCCACUCUGGGCCUAUGGAAGUCCUGCUCCUUGGAGAGCCUCCAGUCGGCCGUGUCGGAGGCCCGGCAGCUGAGCCAGCAGAGCAAGGUGCCCUUCCACCGCCCCAGACCCCACAUGGUGCGGGGGAGGGGCUGCAACCAGAGCUUCCGUGUCGCCAUCGACAAGUCCUACGACGGGCCCUCGGAGCCGGAGGAUGAUGACCUGUCAGAGCAGAGCUCUGGCCGAGACACGCCCGCCAGUGGCUCAUCCCGCCAGGACCAGAUCGAAUCAGAGGAAGGGAAGAAGAAGAAGAAGAAGAAGAAGACCAAAGGGAAGAAGAAAAGCAAAGAAAAAGUGAAGAAGAAAACCGAGGACUCGGAGGACCAUGAGAAGAAGGCCAAGAAGAAAGGAUUUGGGCUCUUAAGGUUUGGCAAGAAAAAGGAGGCGAAGAGCAAGGCGGAGGUGAAUGCUGCCAAGCAGAAGUUUGAGGUUCUGAGCGAGGAGGAGCUGGACAAGAUUGAGGAGAGAGUGAGACAUGAUCUCCGUAACAUGGAGGUGCGGGACGGCCACGUGACCCCUGACCCCCUGCCACCCGACAUGGAGGACGACGACCAGGACCCCAACUACGCCCGCAUCAACACCUUUCGGGAGCCCCCCAAGGGCCCCUCGCCCUCCUACCUCAGCCGCACCCCUUCUCCCCAGCGGGCCCUCGGGGGACCACCCCCCGCCGGACCCUCACACAGCCGCCAGCCAUCUGCCGAGGACUUAGAGGGGCUCUAUGCCAAGGUCAACAAGCAGAGAGCCCCGCCCUCGACUUCCACGUCCCAGCUUCAGCCCCCUCUGAGCGACAGUGAGCGUGUCCAGAAGCUCAGGAGAGAGCUCCAGCAGGCCCGUGCUGCGCCCGCCUACGAAGAGCUAGAGGUCACCCGCCGCAGAGCCCUCGACUACGACCCACCCCGAAUGGCCGUCAGAGGACCUGAUACCCGCCCGGCACCCCGCUAUGAGGACGUGGAGCGACAGUACGCAGCCCAAUCCAGGAGAGCGGACCCAAAGGACUACCCCAUCCAGUCUAGGACAGCACCCGGUUACCCUGGUAGAGACAACUACUACCCCCCUAGAGAAGCCCAGCCCCACCCCUCCAGCCUGCCCCGGGCCAUCUCGCCCCCGCAGGUGGACCCCAGGUACUACCCAUCCUUGCCCCACCAGCACCGGGCCGCCCACCGCCAAGAUGUGCCCCCCACAACAGGCACCCGCAACCCCCGCUAUGAGACAGUGGGCAGGGGUGGGUACCGUGACGCCAGCCCCGGCCGUUUCGCCAGCCCUGAUCGCUCCGGCGGCGGCUACAGGGAUGGCAGGCAGCCGGACCCACGCCAGAAGAACGCCAUGAUCGGAGCAGUGUAGGUGCGAUAGCUAGAUGGACUCAGAUUAGGGUUGCAGAAUUAUUUCCCCAAAUUCCCAGAUUUUUCCAAAAUACUGGUUGGGCGAUUCCAAGGUUUUCUGACCUUAUUUUGGGAAGAUUACUGAUUACUGCAACCCGAACUCAGACACACUCGUUCCUUCUCUACAGCCCCCUGUCUGGAAACAUCCUCGCCCCCCUACCUCGUUUGGUGUCUGCAGAUCUGAAGGAAUCAGAUUGGUGUAAGCAAUAAGGCUCCAACUAGAUGUCCAAUGGGCUUGAGCCAUACUGCUUACAGGGCUUUGAGAUCUACAAACAUCAAAGCGGUAGGGGAAGGGUCGCAUCCCAAAUGGCACUCUAUUCCCUAUGUAGUGCACUUAUUUUGACCAGGUCAAAAGUAGUGCACUGUGUAG
Messenger RNA from Coregonus clupeaformis (lake whitefish), 4577 nucleotides. Its product is annotated as partitioning defective 3 homolog B. The transcript is spliced from 23 exons. NCBI's taxonomy places the organism in Eukaryota, Metazoa, Chordata, Actinopteri, Salmoniformes, Salmonidae. Gene Ontology annotation, cellular component: cell cortex; apical junction complex; adherens junction. Bases 285 to 4169 code for a protein of 1294 amino acids. The record is from RefSeq and is a predicted model, not a curated record. Gene Ontology annotation, biological process: intracellular protein localization; cell adhesion; establishment of cell polarity. Gene Ontology annotation, molecular function: phosphatidylinositol binding; protein binding.